Cladocopium goreaui is the source of this 1076-nucleotide messenger RNA. The record is from the annotation of a GenBank genome assembly. NCBI's taxonomy places the organism in Eukaryota, Dinophyceae, Suessiales, Symbiodiniaceae.
GUCCGCGUUCAUUUUGUGGAAUUCAAGACUGGUGCACCAGGGCGCUACCUACGCGCCAUAUGCAAAAACAGGGUUCCGCCCGCCUGUGCAGGUGCCGUCCAUGUUCGACGCAAAUGCUGAUGACUGGAAAGUGCAUUUGAACCGCGAAGGCUACGUUGUCAUCAAAGAUCUGCUAGAAAGUGACAACGUGAAAAAGGCCCUCAACUUCCUCUUGGCCGACAUAAAGUCUCUGAACCCGAAGAUUCAAAACCUCGAUCAGGUGCGAGAAAAAGAUUUACCUCCAGCUCAAAAUAAGAACGAUUUGCGAAUCUCAGGUGGCAUUUGCCACGGCAAGUUUGCAUGGUUUCUGCGCACAUGCCCGGAGGUGAGCCGUGUUUUCGAGAUGUUGUUCGAUCUUCCAGAAGGUGCGCCCAUGACUGGCUCUGUGGACGUGGUUGCCCUGGCGCCCCCUGCUAGUGGUUCUUUGGUGGACGGCGGCAAAAAUUGGUUGCACCUGGAUUAUAGCCCGCCUUUCGGAGACAUUUGGCAGGGCACGCUUCAGAUCUUUCCAGAUUCUCGCGCAACUGGUGCAAGGUGGGCACGAAUUGCCAUCAUGAUCUGCAAGGCACCAGUUUCAUGGGCAUCGCCAAGCACUGCGAUAUCCUUGCUGGCCGCCUGUGUGGUGGGCGCUGCCUCAAAAGCCACGGCUGCGGUGACAGAGGGCGAACUACACCCUGGCAGAGAGGACUACAAAGGCCCUCGCUUGAUUCCGGAGUUGGCAGACUCGGCAAGCCUGCAGGACUUGCAGCUGCAAAGGUUGAAAGCCCAGGAAGUCGCCGCGAUUUUCAAGGCAGAUGUGCUCAGAUUGCGGACGCUAAUACCUCAUGAACGACGGGAGUAUGUGUCUCCUGUUUGGCCAACACCUGAAAGACAGCUGAAGAUGGCUUCGGAUGCUUCAGGGUUUCGACCAAAAGGACAAAAGAGGAGCAGGGGAUGCCAGUUGCCAGAACCGCGCAAGGCUCAACGAAGGCUUAGAGAGGCACCAUCUGCUGUAGUGUUGCUACGUCCUUGCAAGGCGCAGGCGGAGAAGUAGACAC